Messenger RNA from Anopheles coustani, 1656 nucleotides. RefSeq names its product bystin (gene bys). The record is from RefSeq and is a predicted model, not a curated record. The transcript is spliced from 4 exons. Gene Ontology annotation, biological process: rRNA processing. NCBI's taxonomy places the organism in Eukaryota, Metazoa, Arthropoda, Insecta, Diptera, Culicidae. Gene Ontology annotation, cellular component: cytoplasm; preribosome, small subunit precursor; nucleolus. Bases 66 to 1520 code for a protein of 484 amino acids. Gene Ontology annotation, molecular function: snoRNA binding.
UUUGUUUUGGAUCGCUCGCCUAUUGUUUGCCCGGUGUUUAAAAUACUGUUUCUAUCCAUUGUAAAAUGGGCAAAUCGAAAACACAUCGUAUUAAAAGCAUUCCCGGGCCUAGCACUGCCCUCGCAGACCAAAUAAAUGAAGGUCGGGUAUCGAAGAAAUCGAAACAACCGAAGGUUCGGCUGCGUGCAGAGGAACGCGAUUACGUUGACUCGAAGUCGUCCAUGAAGAUAUUGAAGGAAGCUCGAAAACAACAAGCCGAACUAAAUCUCCUCGGUGAUUCGUUUGGGCCAACGCUAGCGGAGUCGUCUACGGUCAAAAAGAGGCAUCGAUUGGAUGACAGAGGAUCUUCCGAUGAAUCCGACCUGGAAGAUGGACAGGGUGAGGCCGAUGUCGAUGGACAGGAAUUGUUUGAUGAUAUCAAAAUCAACGAGGAAGAUGAACGUGCAUUUGAGAUGUUUCAGAACAAGGAUGGAGCGAAGACACGUACGCUUGCGGACUUAAUUCUAGAAAAAAUAUCAGAAAAACAAACUGAAAUUCAAACUCAGUUUACCGACAACGGAUCACUGCAGCUGGAAGAGAUAGAUCCUCGAGUGCGUGAAAUGUAUGAAGGCGUGCGGGACGUACUGAAACGCUACCGCAACGGAAAGAUGCCGAAAGCAUUCAAGCUUAUUCCGAAGCUGCGAAACUGGGAGCAGUUUCUCUACAUUACGGAGCCACAAAAUUGGAGUGCCGCUGCCAUGUUCCAAGCGGUGAGAAUAUUUUCCUCCAGUUUGACGCAGUACAUGGCACAACGUUUCUACAAUCUUGUACUGUUGCCACGAGUACGUGAUGACCUGGCAGAGUAUGGUCGGCUGAACUUUUACCUUUACCGGGCGCUGAAGCUAGCGCUGUACAAACCGGCUGGUUUCAUGAAGGGUAUCAUCCUGCCUCUCCUUGAGUCCGGCGACUGUACUUUACGCGAAGCGAUUAUCUUUGGCAGCAUCAUUAGCACCACCAAGAUUCCGGCUCUUCACAUUUCGGCUUGCUUGCUCAAAAUCUGCGAAAUGGAAUAUUCCGGUGCCUGUUCGGUGUUUAUCCGCAUCAUUCUAGACAAACGCUAUGCACUACCAUAUCGCGUCGUUGACGCAGCUGUUUUCCAUUUUCUCAAGUUCGAGCAGGAUAAACGAGAACUACCCACACUAUGGCACAAGGCUUUGCUAUCCUUUGCCCAGUGGUACAAGAAUGAUAUUUCUUCGGAGCAGAAAGAUGCUUUGAUGCAGCUGUUGAGGAAAAAGUCCCACAAGAAAAUCACCCCAGAAAUCCGACGAGAGCUGAUAGCUGGACGCUGCCGCGAUGUGGAAAUUGGCCAGAGUCUGGUGCAUGAGGCGGAUGUGGAGUUCCAAGAGGACAAUGAUUACACUCCGAUGGAUGAUGAUGCGUCAGGAAACUCGUUUGUGAAGAAAUCGAAACCCAGCGAAAAUGAUGAAGAAAUGGAAAGCGACGGUGACGAUGAUGAUGACGAAGAUGAAGAUGAUGUUUAAGAUAGAUACGUUAUCUGUUUUGUCACAGUUUUAUUGGCAAUAUUCUUCAUUUAACAAGAUAUUUAUCCAUCUAUCGAAAACAAAUAAAAGUUUGAAAGCAGAACUUUGAAAAUUAAGGCUGCUGAUAAGCCCCUAC